This is a messenger RNA of Lethenteron reissneri (Far Eastern brook lamprey), 3263 nucleotides long. RefSeq names its product NK1 transcription factor-related protein 1-like. Gene Ontology annotation, biological process: regulation of transcription by RNA polymerase II; cell differentiation. NCBI's taxonomy places the organism in Eukaryota, Metazoa, Chordata, Hyperoartia, Petromyzontiformes, Petromyzontidae. Gene Ontology annotation, cellular component: nucleus. The record is from RefSeq and is a predicted model, not a curated record. Gene Ontology annotation, molecular function: DNA-binding transcription factor activity, RNA polymerase II-specific; RNA polymerase II cis-regulatory region sequence-specific DNA binding.
GCAGCCACCGACCGCCUCCUCGGCGGAGUCCCCCGCGGAGCGCUCAGCGCCGCGCAGGGAUGGGCGGCUCCGGGCCAAUUACCGAGACGCGGGACCAGUCGCGAAUUCAUAAAUAAUCGGCGCGCGGGCCCCGCGGGGAGACGCGGCGACGAACGGGAGGAGGAGGAGGAGGGGACAGGAGGCGCCCCGGGUCAGCUGAGCGGAGCGAUCCCCCGUGGUGGUGAGCGCCGCUCGGACGCUGCCGCCCGCCUCCUUUUCGAACGGCAAAGUUCAGAAUCGUCACCGGGGGACUCGGACGAGGCGCCUCGUGGCCCCGGCACGGAACAACUUCGUCGUGCGACUUUAUUUAUUUAUUUAGAAGUUAAAAAAUAAAUAGAAAUAUUUGGGGGGGGGGGGGUGGUCGUUCGGUGGAGCACGCGACGUCGCGAGGGGGGUCUCCGGGCCCAAGGAAGAGCAGCUCGCGGCGCAGAAGGAACAGGAGGGAGAGGCGGAACGCGAAGGAGUAACGGGAGAAGAACCGUGAGAGGAGGAGGUGGGAGAGCAGCAGCAGCAGCCAGAGGAGGUGGAGACGAAGAGCGGGAGAAGGAAGAGGAGGGCGGAGCAGGAGCACGAGGAGGGGGAGGAGGAGGUGGAGGAAUUGUCGGGACAGGCGGCGGCGGCGGACGAGGAGGAGGAGGAGCAGCAGUCUCGGUGCGGCGCGGCGGAAUGAGCUCGCACCGCGAGGACGCGCUGCCGCUCGCCUGCGAGGCCACGCUGCCCGCCGCGGUGCCGGGGAAGCCGCCGCCGCCGCUGCAGGUGUUGCCGCUGCUCCAGGCCGGGGCCCGCGGCGACGGGCUGCCCCCCCUGCUGCCCCCCCUGCUGCCCGCCGAGCCCGAGCCCACGGCCUGCAGCGGGGGCAGCCCGGGGCGCUCCCCGCCGCCGGCCGCGGCCCGGCCGGACGCGCCACUCGCCGCGAACGCGCACCGCACCACCUCCUUCUCCGUGCUCGACAUCCUGGACCCCAACAAAUUCACGGGCCGCGUCCGCGCCCUGCAGCAGCAGAUGCAGCAGCAGCAGCAGCAGGCGUCCCUGCUGGAGCCCCUGCUGCACGGAGAGCCCGAGGCGCGGAGCCCGCGCGGCGCGGAGCGAGACGCGGACGGCGCCGAUUCGGGGACUCCGCCGCUCCGCGAGAGGUCGGGGCCCGCAGAGACAGGGUUUCAGCUCCACGACGACUCGGAGCCCGAGGGACGCGGGCUCUGCGCGGGGCCCGGCCGGGACUGCGCUCCCGAGGAGGAUCGCGGCGCCGAGGCGGCGGCGGUGGCGGCGGCGCGGGACAAAGCGGGCGGCAGAGACGGCGCCGGGGCGGACGGGGAGGAGCGAGGCGGCGGCGGCGAUGGCUCCGAGGAUGGAGGAGGCGGCGGCGGUGGUGGUGGAAGCAAGGGGAGUGGGGACGGCACCGGGGGCGGCUCGCAGAAGCAGAAGCGCAAACGGUGCUCGUCCGAAGCCAAGUCGGGGAAGCCGCGGAGGGCGCGCACGGCGUUCACCUACGAGCAGCUGGUGGCGCUGGAGAACAAGUUCAAGUCGACGCGAUACCUCGUGUGCGAGCGCCUCAACCUGGCGCUGUCGCUCAGCCUCACGGAGACGCAGGUGAAGAUCUGGUUCCAGAACCGGCGAACCAAGUGGAAGAAGCAGAACCCCGGAGCCGACACGAGCUGCCCCGCGGGAGGGGGGCUCGGCUCGGGGUCGAUCUCCCCGCCGAUGCCGCACCACCUCUCCAUGGGGCCGCCGCACUACUCGGGCCCCGCGGGCCUCGUGUGCGCCGCCGCGCAGCUGCCCUUCAUGCCCUCGCACUCGGUGCUGCCGCCGUUCCUCCUCAACUCGCCCGCGUACGGCGGGGCGCACUCCUUCUACCCGCACAUGUGAGGGACCCCCCCACGCCUUCCGUACACCCCAAGGAGACCCCCCCCUAAGGAGACUCCCUCAUCGCUGCACUCCUCCAUUCUCCACGUCCCCCAUAUCGGGGUUCCGGACCCGGGUGGCUCCUCUGACCUCCCACCUUGACCCCCUUACCUCCCUCCCCCCUCCCUGUCCCCCCCCCGGCCCCCUUGGACGCGAGGCCCCCUCUACGAUUACUUGAACGCGGCGCGGGCGGUGGAGCCGCGCAGACUCAGGGAAGAAGAAGAGGAGGAGGAUGAGGUGGAGAAGGAGGUGGAGGAGGAGGAAGAACCGCGGGAGUCGCGCGGAGCCUCGGCCGCACGCGGGCGCCGCCGCAGACAUCGAGGGAAUGGGCGGAGGAGGUUCAAUCGGCGCUCAGGAGUUGGAGGAGUCCGCGCUUCUUCUCGAUCGAGCGAUGAAGAGGGACGCACGUGGCUUCUGUGAACUCACGCACACACGUGCGCACGCUCCGCGUACCCCGCGCGUACCCGUCGCGUACCCACACCCGUGUGCACGCGCCGUGUCCACACACUUGUACAUUGUCUACACACCCAGGUGCACAUGUACUCUACACACGUGCACACAAGUGUACUUGCUCUGUGCGUAAACACGUGCAACUUGCCGUCUGCAUGUGCACACACGCACGCACAGAGUUCACGCCAUGUACACACACACGUGUACCCACGAGUACACACUCUGUACAUAUCACACUCGCGUGCAUGACCGCGCCGCCGCCGUGAUGUUGAGGAGGAGGAACAGCUUCGUCUCCGUCGCCCGCGAGUUGAAUCUCACCGAGUUUGAGUCCGGAGCGAGGCGCCCUCUCUGCUGUUGCUGCUGUCCGUGUGCGAUUCUCUGCUCUCCGUGUACAGAUCCGUGAGCGAGCGAGUACGUGAGCGAGUACAUGAGUGAGUCAGUGCUUGAGAGAGUCAGUGUGUAAGCGAGUCAGUGCGUAAGUGCGUGCGUGAGUGAGUGCGUGAGUGAGUGACUGUGUAAGUGAGUGCGUGAGUGAGUGCGUGAGUGAGUGCGUGAGGGACUGUGUGAGUAUAUGAGUGAGUGCGUGAGUGAGUGUGUGAGUGAGUCUGUGAGUGCGUGAGUAACUGUGUGAGUGAGUGCGUGAGUGCGGGAGUGAAUGUGUAAGUGUGUGAGUGAGUCUGUGAGUGCGUGAGUAACUGUGUGAGUGAGUGCGUGAGUGAGUGUGUAAGUGUGUGAGUGAGUCUGUGAGUGCGUGAGUGACUGUGUGAGUGAGUGCGUGAGUGAGUGUGCAAGUGUGUGAGUCUGUGAGUGCGUGAGUGACUGUGUGAGUGUGUAAGUGUGUGAGUGAGUCCGUGAGUGAGUGCGUGAGUGAGUGA